Molecule: messenger RNA, 225 nt
Organism: Amoebophrya sp. A120
Lineage: Eukaryota; Dinophyceae; Syndiniales; Amoebophryaceae
Source: the annotation of a GenBank genome assembly
AGCUGUUUGCGCCGCAGCUUUUGGCGGUGUUCGAUGCUGGUGGCGAGGGUAUUAUGUGCGCCACUGAUAGCCCGGCCGGGCCGGCGGGUUCACUCUAGCCGGCAGGCGCUGCGCCGGAGCCAGUGCGCCCUGCCUCUCCCGGCACAAGCACGGCACCGGCGCCGUCGUGCCGGGCCGCACGCCCUACACGGGAGGAAUGUUAACCACUACAAGGGGGCAUGCUAG